Molecule: messenger RNA, 3244 nt
Organism: Clarias gariepinus (North African catfish)
Lineage: Eukaryota; Metazoa; Chordata; Actinopteri; Siluriformes; Clariidae
Product: myotonin-protein kinase
Exons: 15
Coding region: 654-2474 (606 amino acids)
Biological process (GO): actomyosin structure organization; peptidyl-threonine phosphorylation
Cellular component (GO): cytoplasm; cytoskeleton
Molecular function (GO): protein serine/threonine kinase activity; ATP binding
Source: RefSeq, a predicted model, not a curated record
GCCCUCUAAAAGAACCAAGAGCAACAGCUGUUCCGAACAGACCCACCGCAGGACACAUGGUGCAAGUAGUGACACGCUAAGGACUGGACAACUGUGAUGAGGGAGAGAUGAAGAGCAGGAGAGGCAUGCAUCUGGAUUAGAAAGAGAGUCCCACUAGAUAUGUGGUAUUCACAAAAAGAAACGAGAUUUGGUAAAGGAACUCUGACAGAUGAGGAACAACGCAUAUAUGAGCGCAGUGGCACAGUACCUGAGAGAUAGAGGGAAGUAGAGAGAGACAGAAUAUUAGAGGGAGAGAGAGAGAGAGAGAGAGAGCAGAAGCAAAGGGGUGGGAGACACACACCAAAAAAGGGCUUGAGCCAGAGCUGGAAUCAAUGCUUGCUGGACAAACGCAAAGACGGCAGGGAGGAAGAAUAAGGCAACAACAGACAGAGUGAAAGAGAGAGGGAGAGAGUAAGAAAGCAAACAGCCUGAUUUGUGAGGGGCAUAAAAAAAGAACAGGGUGCACUAAGGACUGGGUAAGUGUAUUAAAGUAUGUGCAGUAUGUUUUGAGGUAAGUGGUAGUGUACAGAUUUAUAGGAGUGGGAGUGUACUUUAGUCGAGGCUAUGGAAUAGAGCUGCGCCAGAACACAGACUGUAAGCUGUGGUAUUCCACCAUGUCCACGGGCCCCGGGCCCCGAGAGGCCCCUCUGCCCAGAGAGAAGCUGUUGAAGGAGUCUGGUGUGAUGAUGGGGAGCCUGGCACAUAGCAGUCCUGUGGGACUUCAGACGCUACUCGACUUGUUUGUUGGAGUCUACCAGGAGUUCCAGUCCUCCAGUACAGCCAGGGAUAGAUACGUCAGAUGCUUCCUGCAGUGGGCAGAGCCUCUGGUGAGACAAGUGAAGAAGACGCGCAUAAAAAGGGAUGAUUUCAACAUCUUAAAGGUGAUUGGCCGGGGAACCUUCAGUGAGGUUGCUGUGGCCAGAAUGCGCAAAACUCAGCAGGUCUAUGCACUAAAGAUAAUGAACAAAUGGGACAUGCUGAAGCGUGGAGAGACAGCAUGCUAUCAGGAGGAAAGGGAGGUUUUGCUAAAAGGAGAUCGUCGUUGGAUCACUGAGUUGCACUAUGCCUUCCAAGAUGACAAUUACAUUUACUUAGCAAUGGAUUACUAUGUUGGAGGAGACUUGCUGACGUUGCUUAGUAAAUUUGGUGACCAUAUUCCAGAGGACAUGGCCCAGUUUUACUUAGCAGAGAUGGUGAUGGCUAUUGACUCUGUCCACAGACUUGGCUACGUCCACAGAGAUGUAAAGCCUGAUAACAUCCUGCUAACAGCAGAUGGACAUGUACGACUGGGGGACUUUGGGUCAUGUUUAAGACUGCAGGAUGAUGGUAUGGUUCACUCUUCAUUGGCUGUAGGUACUCCAGACUACCUGUCUCCAGAGAUCUUGCGAGCGGUAGAAGGUGGAGGAGGCUAUGGUACAGAGUGUGACUGGUGGGCUCUUGGUGUGUGCGCGUAUGAGAUGCUAUUUGGGUCAACUCCCUUUUACGCAGAGUCUCUGUCUGAAACCUAUGCAAAAAUAAUCCACUUUCAGGAUUAUUUUGAGUUUCCUGCAUCUGCUGUGGAGAUUUCCGAAGAGGCACGCUCCCUGAUCACAAGUUUGCUAUGUGACAGGAAUGAGAGACUGGGUGCAAAUGGCUCUGCAGAUUUCCGGAGUCAUCCCUUCUUCAGUGGACUUCAGUGGAGUAUCCUGCACCAGUUGCCUGCUCCCUAUCAGCCUGAAGUCUCCAACGCUACAGACACCUCCAACUUUGAUGUGCUGGAUGACUGCCUCAGUGAAACAGAAACUUUAACUGAUGUAAUGGACAGAGCACCUACAGGAAUUCACCUAGCAUUUGUUGGAUACUCUUAUACUGCUACCAGAGAAACAGGAGCUGUGGACCGCAGCCAAGACAUCAUGAUGGAGAUUGACCAGCAGCCAGUUCAAGAGUCUCUGUACCUGCAGGAGAAACUGAAUCAAGUGUGGCAGCUCAGGGAGGCUCAGGAGGUGUCAACUCAGACAGAUUUUCCCCUGGCCCUUGAACACAGUAUUGUAGAGCCUCCAACCACACCAGAUACAGAACAGACUAAUGCCCAAAUCCAGGAACUGCAGAGGCAACUGAGGGAGGCUGAGCAGAGAAACAAAGACCUGGAACAAGAAGUAGACACCCUGCGUGAUGAGAUCCACAGACUCAAGGACCAGCAGGACAAGAAACAAGAAGAACUGUGUGUGUGCCCAUCGCCUGUCUUUCUGCCUGCCUGCUGUGUGGAGCCUUUCAGGGAUAACUCAGCAGUGCCCCCUGUCUGCCAUUACCCACUAGUGAGACCUCUGCUGCGCCACCUGCUGAUCUUCCACAGGGCGCGUUGGCCACAGGUGAAGACUGAGUCAUACCUGCUGGUGUGUGCAGAAAGCAGAGAGCUCCAGAUGUGGGAACGCUACUUCAGCUCUGAGCUCUCCUGAGCACCGCUGUGCAAAGAGCCAGUGUCAGGUUUUCUGUGUGGGUCCAGCAUAAUUUUCUGACAUUCUCAGUCAGCUUGUAUAGUCCAAGCUCUAACUAAAACUCUCCACACCUUCCUCUAAGCCACACUGCUGAGACCCGUCCUGUCGUUAAUACCAAUCAGGAGUACUGUAAGUGCAACUGGGGUUCAAUCAGUAACAAGUAGCAAGCUUAAUUUGUUAAUGUUUACUUUAUAGGCCUCAUUGAUCUUCACUGAUUUCAGUUUCAUGCAGGCUGACACUUGAUUGCACUUGUUAAUGAAAAAUGGGUAUAUGGUCUUUCAGUUUGUAUGAUACUCCUUUUGAUACACACUUAAGCUUGUUUUUACAAGUCCCAUCUGAUCUAUCAAAGUGAUAGGGUGUGUAAGGCACGGACACUAAUACACUCACAUUAGCUUAGGCAAAAUCAAAUAAAAAAAGAGGAGAGGACAUAGAGAAAGACCACUGAAUCCCAGGUGUGCUGUUGUAAUGCACUGUGUACUGAAAAGAUUUUAUUAUCUUUUGUACAAAGUAAGUAUUAAAGGUAUUGCACAUUUAAGAACUAUAAAUGUUAGCCAACUAGUACAUAUUUAUUACAGGACUACUAAAUUGUAUUUGUCCAUAAAAUGCUUGAGUGAAUAAUUGCUUUUUAAGGUGUGGUAAAGACAUUAUUAUAUCAUUAUCGAGGUGUUAAUAAGAACUAGCAAAGUUGUUUUUUAUCAAAAUAAAUAAAAACCGUGUGCCUCCAAGAUUUA